Hyaloscypha bicolor E is the source of this 876-nucleotide messenger RNA. RefSeq lists its product as uncharacterized. The record is from RefSeq and is a predicted model, not a curated record. NCBI's taxonomy places the organism in Eukaryota, Fungi, Ascomycota, Leotiomycetes, Helotiales, Hyaloscyphaceae. The coding region runs from base 1 to 876 and encodes 291 amino acids. The transcript is spliced from 2 exons.
AUGAAGACUUACGACUCAUUUUGUAUGUUCGCCGCAAUCCAAGACAAACAGGAGACACUCCCUGCUCUCCCGCUCUUCUUCCAGCUUCCUCGUGAGCUACGGGACGCUAUCUACGAGCAUCACAUAGAAGACCAAGUUUCAACCCCGGGCUACUCAAGAUCUGUUUUUGACAGAAAACGCUGUGGGGCAUGUCGUAAGGAUGAGCUUGUUUACUGGACAGCAAGAAAGCAUUCAUUCACUCUACUCUUGGUCAACCGGCAACUCAUGCACGAACUCCAACAAACACUGGUUAAAAAAGAGUUCACACUCCACUUCUACUGCGCCUGUCACCUUCUAUCAUUUUUAAAAAGGCCAAAACUGUAUCCGAUUCAACAAGAGCUCACAAGCCUCUAUUUUCACUGGCGCGGAGAGACUUCCGGAUAUCCACCCGCCCCUCAAGACGCUAUUGCCAAACUGCAGACUCUUCCAGCGCUCACGCAUCUCACGAUCAGAAUAACGGAAUCUCUUCCCCUCCCCGAAUCCCAACGAGCACAUUUCCUCGAGUGGAGCAGACCAUCGCCAAGCGAUUUCUGCUCCGCGGUUGCGGAUGCAAUUGGCUUUAAUGAAUUAGUCAGUUUGCGUGGAUUGGAGGACGUGCGCCUCAUCGACGUUGACUAUUUUGUGGGAGCUGCUCAUGAUUUUUCGCAAGACAUACUUGGUUUGAAAGAAUGUCUCGAGUCACACUUGAAGCGCGAGAAGCCUCCAGGAUACGACGAGAAACCGAGGAUACGAACACCGUAUGAACCAUCUAACAAACAUCCUGAUCUCCAAUGGGUAGGGUGGAGGGAGGAGAGCACCGAAAGGGCACUUGAAGAUCGCUCCUCCUUGCGCCGUUGA